AUGACAAAGGAAAGAAGGAACAACAGUCGUGCCACAAAGGGCUGUGGCCAUGUGCGGCCGAUUUGCUGCAUGAACUGUGCCCGAUGCGUGCCCAAGGACAAGGCCAUUAGAAAAUUCGUCAUUCAAAACAUAGCGGAGGCCACAGCAGUCAGGGAUAUUUCUGAAGUGUGCGUCUGUGAUGCCUAUGUGCUUCCCAAGCUGUCUGUGAAGCUACAUUACUGUGUGAGUUGUGCAAUUCAUGGCAAAGUAGGCAGCAAUUGGUCUCGUGAAGCCCGCAAGGACCAAACACUCCCACCCCAAUUUAGACCUGCAGGUGCCGCCCAACGACCCCCACCAAAACCUAUGUAA
Messenger RNA from Saimiri boliviensis boliviensis (Bolivian squirrel monkey), 348 nucleotides. The record is from RefSeq and is a predicted model, not a curated record. Lineage: Eukaryota; Metazoa; Chordata; Mammalia; Primates; Cebidae.